AGCGAGGCGGGGGCGGCGGGUGCAGAGCUGCUGCGGGCGGCGGCGCCCGCGGGUCACUUGCAGGCCGAGCGGCGGACGGCAGGACGCGGGGUGGCAGGGCGCACCAUGCCCACGUUCGACCAGGCGCUAAGGAAGGCGGGCGAGUUCGGGCGCUUCCAGCGGCGCGUGUUCCUGCUGCUGUGCCUGACCGGUGUCACCUUCGCCUUCCUCUUCGUCGGUGUGGUCUUCCUGGGCAGCCAGCCCGACUACUAUUGGUGUCGCGGGCCGCGUGCCACCGAGCUGGCCGAGCGCUGCGCCUGGAGCCCCGAGGAGGAGUGGAACCUCACGGCACCGGAGCUCCGCGCUCCGGCGGCCGAACGCCGAGGCCAAGGCCACUGCCACCGCUACCUGCUGGAAGCCACCAAUGCCAGCACUGAGCUCAGCUGCGACCCACUCGCUGCCUUCCCCAACCGCUCCGCGCCCCUGGUGCCCUGCAGCGGCGGCGACUGGCGCUAUGUGGAGACCCACUCCACCAUCGUCAGCCAGUUUGACCUUGUCUGUGCCAAUGCCUGGAUGUUGGACCUCACCCAAGCCAUCCUGAACCUUGGCUUUCUGGCUGGGGCAUUCACCUUGGGCUAUGCAGCAGACAGGUAUGGCAGGAUGAUCAUUUACUUAAUAUCCUGUUUCGGUGUUGGCGUCACGGGGGUCGUGGUGGCGUUCGCACCAAACUUUUCUGUGUUUGUCGUCUUCCGCUUCCUGCAAGGUGUGUUUGGAAAGGGGGCGUGGAUGACCUGCUUCGUGAUUGUGACAGAAAUAGUGGGUUCAAAACAAAGGCGGAUUGUGGGGAUUGUGAUCCAGAUGUUUUUCACCCUCGGGAUCAUCCUCCUCCCCGGAAUUGCCUACUUUACCCCCAGCUGGCAGGGUAUCCAGCUUGCCAUCUCACUACCCAGCUUCCUCUUCCUCCUUUAUUACUGGGUGGUGCCCGAAUCUCCCCGCUGGCUGAUCACCCGGAAGCAAGGAGAAAAGGCUCUGCAGAUCCUAAGGCACGUGGCUAAGUGCAACGGGAAAUACCUCUCGCCAAAUUACUCAGAGAUCACCGUUACAGACGAAGAAGUUAGCAACCCAUCCUUUUUAGACCUCGUGAGGACUCCCCAAAUGAGGAAAUGCACACUGAUUCUUAUGUUUGCUUGGUUCACAAGUGCUGUGGUCUAUCAAGGACUUGUCAUGCGCCUGGGGAUUGUCGGCGGCAACCUCUACCUAGACUUCUUCAUCUCGGGGCUUGUGGAGCUGCCCGGAGCUCUCUUGAUCCUUCUGACCAUUGAGCGUCUCGGACGGCGCCUUCCCUUUGCAGCAAGCAAUAUAGUAGCUGGGGUGGCAUGCCUGGUCACUGCAUUCUUACCAGAAGGGAUACCAUGGCUGAGGACGGCGGUUGCUACCCUGGGAAGACUAGGGAUAACCAUGGCCUUUGAAAUUGUUUAUUUGGUAAAUUCGGAGUUGUAUCCGACAACAUUACGGAACUUUGGGGUUUCCCUCUGCUCAGGCUUGUGUGACUUUGGGGGGAUCAUAGCUCCGUUUCUACUCUUUCGACUAGCAGCUGUGUGGCUAGAGCUACCUCUGAUCAUCUUUGGUGUCCUGGCGUCUGUCUGUGGUGGCCUCGUGAUGCUUUUGCCUGAGACCAAGGGCAUCGCCUUGCCGGAGACAGUGGACGACGUAGAAAAGCUUGGCAGCUCACAGACGCAUCAGUGUGGCAGGAAAAAGAAAGCCCAGGUCUCCAGUUCUAAUGCCUGAGGCCCCUACAUCACCUGGAGGACCUACGCCGUGUUGGUGAUGCCCACACCACGAGAAGCUGAGCCUGGUGGGAAUACGCCUGUGCGGUGUGCUUCAGCUCCUCCGGGUGGCGCCCUUCCAAGGAACCUUAAAGCCAGAGUAUUUCGUAUGGUAUAGGAUGAGUAAGGUUUAUCAUGCUACCCAAGCUUCUGGGAACACAUCAUCUUUGGCCUGUUUAGCAAAGCGCCUGUAAGUACACAGAUUCUGCGUAGGC
This is a messenger RNA of Phodopus roborovskii (desert hamster), 2020 nucleotides long. It is a transcript of the gene Slc22a3, whose product is annotated as solute carrier family 22 member 3. The record is from RefSeq and is a predicted model, not a curated record. Gene Ontology annotation, cellular component: membrane. Gene Ontology annotation, biological process: transmembrane transport. The transcript has 11 exons. Lineage: Eukaryota; Metazoa; Chordata; Mammalia; Rodentia; Cricetidae. Gene Ontology annotation, molecular function: transmembrane transporter activity. Bases 106 to 1767 code for a protein of 553 amino acids.